UUAACCGGUGUCUGGUAUGUUAAAACGACUUUUUAAUGUACGAUGACAAAAGUCAUGACUAAUGCCAUGUCACUCAGCGUGCCGAGAACGUUCCCAAAUUGCUCACUUUUUAUUAGAUUCAAAAUUGGAUCGAGUAGUGGGUUCAGCUUCAUGAAAGUUCAGUCCAGCGUUAGACAUUAACGAACCAAUGUUUCAAGUGUAAUGUAACUGCUCUCCGUCGCAGAUUUUACUGCAGCUAUAGCAUGUUCUCAGUAAUGAAUUUUAUUUGCAGCGCUUCACUGCUGCUGCUAGUACCGUCGUAUGGUGCCGCGUUCCAGUUUUUCUGCCACAGCAUGACGUGUACCAUAACGAAGUGGUCUCCCAGCGAGGAAGGCUCAUUUAUGCUUGCCCAUAUCCCGAACGAUACUGUACUAUUGAAGCUUGUCAAUCUUAAAACCAACACAUUCCACUUGUAUACCAUCGAGUGGGUAAAAAUCAGUGGAAUCGGAGUCGAGGUAGAACGUUCUUCCGUCAAAAAGGUGAUAAUGCCGGCGUCCGACAACAUAACACGCCUGAAGCUGGCGCGAACGUAUCUCAGUGACAUCGUGUUCGAUGAGGGUAAUGAGCGGUUAGCCUUUCUUACCAUUUCCGACAGCCGGCUUAAAGCCGUCCCGAGCACAAUCGUGCACCUGGCAGCGUUGGAAACGGUCGAAAUAUCGAAAUCGCCUAUCGAAACGGUCAACAUGAAUCUGUUUGGCAAGCUAACGCGUCUGCACCAUAUUAACCUGUGCGAUAAUAAGAUACUGUUUCUUCAUCUGUCCGAUGCAGCGGGUGGUAAUUUUGCGCAACUGAGAUACCUGUUUCUGAGCGGCAAUCUGCUCACCGCGAUCAACUUGAGCGUGUUCAACGGCAUGACGUCACUGCAGGCGCUAGAUCUACAGGACAAUCGUAUCCGGCGUGUGCAGGGGGCGCUGGUGUUAAGUACGUUGAUAACGUUCGAUCUCUCUGGGAACCGGAUUGAUAUGCUGAACUGUUGCGAAUGGAAUCUAACCAAAUUGACUCGUUUCACAAUGAGCCAUAAUGAGCUGUCGCGACUACCGACCUGCCUAUCGUUGGCCAUGCCGAACGUUACCUAUCUCAUACUAGACUCUAACGCACUGACCGAUGAUGAUUCGUGGUACAACAUUUUCACGCUGGAACGAUUGCAGCAGCUAGACAUUAGCCACAAUCGGCUGACGAAGGCGGUAUACGAUACCCUUUCGCCACCGUUGGGAAUUCUCAACCUGCAAUACAAUAACAUAAAAGUUCUAAGUGUUCCGAUAGCGGGCAAAGGCUUGAAAAUUAAUGUAUCCUUCAAUUCAAUUGAUACGUUCGAUAUCAAGAGUUUGUCGCCGAACGUUUCGUCCUUGGAAAUGUUUUGCAACCCAAUCGACUGCUCGUUCGAUCGAGAACGUAUGCCAAUUGGGCAGGAACCGGUAUGCCCCAACGUACAGAUGAGGAGUUGUGAUACGUCAAAAUAAAA
Molecule: messenger RNA, 1501 nt
Organism: Anopheles merus
Lineage: Eukaryota; Metazoa; Arthropoda; Insecta; Diptera; Culicidae
Product: carboxypeptidase N subunit 2-like
Exons: 2
Coding region: 243-1499 (418 amino acids)
Molecular function (GO): protein binding
Source: RefSeq, a predicted model, not a curated record